AAUAAAAUUCAUAAUUAUUAUAUUAAAUUUUUUUUAUAAAAUCUAUUAAAUAUGAAAUUCUAUACCGCUUUAAUUGUGGCUAUUUAUUUGUCAAUUGAUAUCGUCAAAGCGGAUAAUGUGACCCAAUAUGGCGAGCAAAUUGUGGAUGAUGAGAUCGCACGGUACGCCCUGUCCCUGAUCCUACCGAUCGCUGACAUUAUGCGCAAAGCCGAGGCCGAGUACCUGCCCCAGGGGCUAACGGUGCCCAUCAUGUUCUACGAGGAUAUAUUCGCGUUUGUG
Messenger RNA from Oppiella nova, 279 nucleotides. Lineage: Eukaryota; Metazoa; Arthropoda; Arachnida; Sarcoptiformes; Oppiidae. The record is from the annotation of a GenBank genome assembly.